AUGCAACUCGCAAAACCUCCUGUACUCUUAAAACCUCUUGACGGAGAAGAAUUAGGAAUAUAUUUGGCUGUCACGGAACAUGCAGUAAGUGUCGUACUGAUCAGAGAAGAGAACAAUAUCCAACAUUCGGUCUACUACAUCAGCAAAAGACUCAAUGAAGCUGAAGGCCGGUAUCCAUUGAUAGAAAAGCUCACCUAUUGCCUAAUCCUAGCAACAAGGAAGCUAUGGCCUUACUUUCAGGCUCAUCCUGUUCGAGAGUACCCUGACCAACCAUUGCAUAAAGUAUUACAAAAACCGGACGCCUUUGGACAGUUUCUCAAGUGGGCAGUGGAGUUGGGUCAAUAUGAAGUCAUCUUUCAGCCCCGAACAACGAUCAAGGGUCAGGCCUUAGCACAUUUUGUGGCUGAGUGUACAGACGGUUCGGCUACGGAUCAGCUGUCUGACGCAAGAAUUUCCCUUGUCACACCUGGGGGCCAGUACGUGCACGCUGCAGACAAAUUCGGAUUUAAGGCAUCCAACAAUGAAGCUGAAUAUGAAGCUCUUAUCACCGGACUAAGACUUGCUCAGGAAUUGCAAGUCGAACACAUUGAGUUCUGUAGAAACUGGCCAGAGGAACUACCUGAAGUACUAUGGUCAUAUCGCACAACGGAGAAAGCAGCGACCGGACAGACUCCAUUUGCCAUACCAUAUGGUUAUGAAGCUAUGUUUCCCGUAGAACUCGAACCACCAUCCCACAAAAGAUUGACAUACAACCAAGAAGUUAAUCAUGCACUCCUUGUAGAAUCACUUGAUGAAGUUGAAGAAAAACGAAUCGCAGCAAACUUGAAAUUGAUAGCCCAUCAACAAAAAGUAGCUCGGUAUUUUAACAAACAAGUGAGAGCACAGAAGUUCUUUGUGGGAGAUAUGGUCCUGAGAAGAGUAUUUUUGAACACCAAAGACAGUAUGGCAGGUGUGCUCGGACCAAACUGGGAAGGGCCAUAUCAGGUGAUCGAAGUUCUAGAAUUAGGAGCAUACAAACUGGGUAAGUAUGACGAAAAAAGGCAACUCGUUCUAGUAACAAGGUAUUGGAACCGGGAACACUUAAGAAAAUACUACGAGUAA
Cannabis sativa is the source of this 1101-nucleotide messenger RNA. RefSeq lists its product as uncharacterized. NCBI's taxonomy places the organism in Eukaryota, Viridiplantae, Streptophyta, Magnoliopsida, Rosales, Cannabaceae. The transcript has 3 exons. The coding region runs from base 1 to 1101 and encodes 366 amino acids. Gene Ontology annotation, molecular function: nucleic acid binding; RNA-DNA hybrid ribonuclease activity. The record is from RefSeq and is a predicted model, not a curated record.